Molecule: messenger RNA, 1869 nt
Organism: Fomitopsis serialis
Lineage: Eukaryota; Fungi; Basidiomycota; Agaricomycetes; Polyporales; Fomitopsidaceae
Product: heat shock cognate 70
Exons: 6
Coding region: 1-1869 (622 amino acids)
Biological process (GO): vesicle-mediated transport; cellular response to unfolded protein; protein refolding
Cellular component (GO): plasma membrane; cytosol; cytoplasm
Molecular function (GO): ATP hydrolysis activity; ATP-dependent protein folding chaperone; heat shock protein binding
Source: RefSeq, a predicted model, not a curated record
AUGGCAUCCUCAAAGGCAGUCGGUAUCGAUCUCGGUACCACUUACUCUUGCGUCGGUGUCUGGCAAAACGAUCGUGUUGAGAUCAUUGCCAACGACCAGGGCAACCGCACGACGCCCUCGUAUGUCUCAUUUUCGGACAAUGAGCGGUUGAUCGGCGAUGCCGCGAAGAACCAGGUCGCGAUGAACCCCCACAACACCGUCUUCGACGCGAAGCGUCUCAUUGGUCGCAAGUUCGCCGACGCCGAGGUCCAGUCCGAUGUCAAGCACUUCCCCUUCACCGUUUUCGACAAGGGCGGAAAGCCUUACAUUCGUGUCACCUACCGCGGCGAGGACAAGGAAUUCUCACCCGAGGAGGUCUCCUCCAUGGUCCUCCUUAAGAUGAAGGAGGUCGCUGAGUCGUACCUCGGCACGACAGUCACGAGCGCUGUCGUUACUGUCCCGGCCUACUUCAACGACUCUCAGCGUCAGGCGACCAAGGACGCAGGUACCAUUUCUGGCCUCAACGUUCUCCGUAUCAUCAACGAGCCAACGGCGGCUGCCAUCGCCUACGGUCUUGACAAGAAGACCGAGGGCGAGAAGAACGUCCUCAUCUUCGAUCUCGGCGGUGGUACCUUCGAUGUGUCGCUCCUGACCAUCGAGGAGGGUAUCUUCGAGGUCAAGGCCACUGCUGGUGACACCCACCUUGGUGGUGAGGACUUCGACAACCGUCUCGUGAACCACUUCGUCCAGGAAUUCAAGCGGAAGCACAAGAAGGAUCUCUCUUCCAACCCCCGUGCACUCCGUCGCCUCCGUACUGCUUGCGAGCGUGCGAAGCGUACCCUCUCCUCCGCCACCCAGACCUCCAUCGAGAUCGACUCGCUCUUCGAGGGUAUCGACUUCUACACGUCGCUCACGCGUGCCCGUUUCGAGGAGCUGUGCAACGACCUCUUCCGCAGCACUCUCGAGCCCGUCGAGAAGGUCCUCCGUGACUCCAAGAUCGACAAGAGCCAGGUCCACGAGAUCGUCCUCGUCGGUGGUUCAACCCGUAUCCCGCGUAUCGUCAAGCUUGUGUCCGACUUCUUCAACGGCAAGGAGCCGAACAAGAGCAUCAACCCCGAUGAGGCCGUCGCCUACGGUGCCGCUGUCCAAGCUGCCAUCCUCUCGGGCGACACCUCGGAGAAGACUCAGGAUCUCCUGCUCCUCGAUGUUGCGCCUCUCUCUCUCGGUAUCGAGACCGCGGGUGGUGUCAUGACCGCCCUCAUCAAGCGGAACACGACCGUGCCGACGAAGAAGUCGGAGAUCUUCUCCACGUACUCCGACAACCAGCCUGGUGUGCUCAUCCAGGUCUACGAGGGAGAGCGUGCGCGGACGAAGGACAACAACCUGCUCGGCAAGUUCGAACUCUCCGGCAUUCCGCCUGCGCCCCGUGGUGUUCCUCAAAUCGAAGUCACCUUCGAUAUCGAUGCGAACGGUAUCCUCAACGUCUCCGCUGCUGACAAGACGACCGGCAAGUCGAACCGCAUCACCAUCACCAACGACAAGGGUCGUCUGUCGAAGGAGGAGAUCGAGCGCAUGGUCAACGAGGCCGAGAAGUACAAGGCCGAGGAUGAGGCAGCGGCCGCUCGUAUCACGUCGAAGAACGGCCUCGAGUCGUACGCAUACAACCUCCGCAACUCGUUGACCGACGAGAAGCUCGCGGGCAAGUUCGACGCGGCCGACAAGAGCAAGCUCGAGUCCGCCGUCAACGACACCAUCUCAUGGCUCGACGCGUCGCAGGAGGCCUCGAAGGAGGAGUACGAGGACCGCCAGAAGGAGCUCGAGGCCAUCGCCAACCCAUCAUGCAGAAGCUCUACUCCGCGGGACGGCCCCAGCGUCGAGGAGGUCGACUAA